CUUGUUUUAAUGUAAGUGAAAAGGAGUCAUAUGAUUACAUUAUCACGUGACUGCGGCAACAUGGAGGGCGUAUUGAGAUGUAUCGCAAUUCUUUCCUGUUUCUGCCUGGCUUUAUCCACUAAAGUCCCGGUUUUGUUGUGGUCUUCUUCUAGGUCCUUUGCCGACCUUCCCCAAAGCAAUGGUGGUCAAACAGUGGUCUCCUCGGACUUCAGUAACCAGUACCUGAAACCGCUAACUACAGGAAACAAUGGGAACCUUGUUGUCUUUGUACAGGAUAAGCUAAGUCUGCAGGAUUUUACCCAGCAUGCGGAUGUUUAUAACCCAGAAAGUGAUGGAGGAGUUUUCAAGAAUGUAAAGGGUUUCAUGGAUGAGCUCUCUUCACUGAGUCUUCCAUCGGUUCACCUCCCAGGCCUGGCCAUUGAUCAUAUCAUCAAAACCUUUGAGGGCAAAGUUCACCACGUCAAAGAUCAAGAUGCUAGCAAAAUUGACUUUGACUCCAAAUUGCCCAAUCUUGUUAUUGUGAAAUUGACAUCAAUAUCGGACAGUCCUAAUGAAGAGGAAGGAUUCAGAAAGAAUGAUGAGACGAUCGGUCGAGUGGUGAAACAGCUCGCUAAGCGGGGAGUGAAAUAUAGUGCUCUCUACACUGCCACGAGCUCCAAAGCAGCAGAGAGUAACAAAGUCCGAACUAGGAGAGGUCUACUCAGUGUUGGGGCAGAUAAUAGUGGUACAUUUAUAGAGUAUGCUAAUGGCACUUUGUACAACUCCUCCUGCAUCCUCAUGUAUGUGAGAUCAAUCAACAUAGGGAACUCAACUCAACUAAAUGACCCUAAAAGUUUCACAAUGACAGGUCACGACUGUGUUGACAAUAAAACUGCCAGCCUGGCUUUUACAUACAAAAACAAUUCGGAGAUUAUUAUGACAAUGAGUCUGAUCAUGAACGUGAAUAACGUGUCUGGAUACUGGAGCAUCAAUGACGCCACCGUGAACUGGAAUGAAACAACCUACAACGUGACGUUGAGUAAAGUAUCAGCGCCGUGGGGAUUCUCCUACCACUGCUCCUCCCUAGAAAAACUGGUCGCCAGCAAUAGCGACUUCACCAUGUCCCUCGAAGGAUUUCAGCUGCAGCCGUUUGAUGUGAUGGACUACAAGUUCUCGGACGGCUGGGACUGCGUCCCUUUCUUUUCGGAGGUGAUCUGGAUGGGACUGAUUGCUACCCUGGCCUUCGUCCUCAUCCUAUUGUUUGGAUUCUCCAUGCUCGCCUCCGUCACCACCCAGGACAGAUUUGACGAUCCCAAGGGAAAAACCAUUACCGUCAAUGUUAAUGAAUAGCUGUGAAUGCUGAACAAAAUUCAGUAGUACAAUCAGCACAUUGUCUUGACUUGUUUUACACCCAAAAAAAAAAUUAUGUUUUGAUCUAGCACUUACAUUUAGUAUUUCAUAAAUAUAUAAAUUUUAUAUUUUUAAUCAGAUUCUUUUUAAGGUACCUCACUACACCUAAGCUUAUACUUUUUAAGACACUACGUCACAAGAUGGUGAUUUAAAUGUUUUGUUAAACUGUUUUUAUCAUUCAAUUGGGUUGUAUAUCAUCGUAGCUCAGUGGUUUUAGUAUUGGGCUUCUAAACUGCAGAUCAUUAGUUCGAAUCCACUUAGAGCUUUUGUUCAUGUUAACAGAGUUAAAAAAAUUUCAAAAUGUAAUUUUUCAUCCAAAAUUGCACAAUUUUUUGCUUAUUAGUGUUAUAUACUUCUUAUCCAUUAUAAUGAUAUCUAUCACAAUCAAGUAAUUUUCUGCUGAUUUAAGAAAAUAUUUCACGGUUUAGUGAGCCACCUUAAAAUGUUGAUUUCUUUCUUGAAUAAAGUGCUUUUCCUAGAA
Molecule: messenger RNA, 1870 nt
Organism: Magallana angulata
Lineage: Eukaryota; Metazoa; Mollusca; Bivalvia; Ostreida; Ostreidae
Product: V-type proton ATPase subunit S1-like
Exons: 9
Coding region: 31-1329 (432 amino acids)
Cellular component (GO): proton-transporting V-type ATPase complex
Source: RefSeq, a predicted model, not a curated record